This is a messenger RNA of Centruroides sculpturatus (bark scorpion), 932 nucleotides long. RefSeq lists its product as uncharacterized. The annotation marks the transcript as partial. The transcript has a single exon. The record is from RefSeq and is a predicted model, not a curated record. NCBI's taxonomy places the organism in Eukaryota, Metazoa, Arthropoda, Arachnida, Scorpiones, Buthidae.
CUGGAUGUUAACAAUAUAUAUCCCUCAAUAAAUUUAGAAUUAAUUUUAAAUUCACUAUCCUACACAAGAAGCCCAGAUUGGGUUAAUCAAUUAGUAAAAUUAGUGUUAAAUAGCAACUUUUUUGAAUUUCAAGGUAAAUAUUAUCAACAAUCGGAAGGUAUUCCAAUGGGAUCUUGCAUAGGUCCUAGAUUGACAGAGUUGUGUAUGAUCAUAAUUGAUAAAGAAAUCAAUAAAACUCGAGGUGUAAUAAUUUAUCAAAAAUAUGUAGAUGACUGUUUCAUUGUCUAUGAUAAAAGCAUACUAGAUAUUGAUUCUUUUGUUAAUGAAAUUAAUUUAAUAAAUAAAAAUGUUCAUUUCCAAUGUGAAAAAGAAAUAGAUAAUAGUCUGAAUUAUUUAGAACUUACUAUAGCUAGAUUAAAUAGUAAAUUAUUAUUUAAAAAGUAUGUUAAAGAUUGUGAUAUCGGUAAAGUUAUACACUUCAAAUCUAAUAUACCUUUAUAUAUAAAAAAGAAUGCUUUUAAGAUGUAUAUCAACAAAAUUAAAGAGAGAAUGACCUUGCAAAAUAAUCAAGAAAUGGAAAUAGAAAUUAUAAUAAGAAUGUUUAGCUUAAAUAAUUACCCUAGAACAUUAUUAUUAAAGUGGUUAGAAACAAGUAAAAGGAAAAGAGAAAGUGUCAUAUUAAAUAGACAACCAGGAGUUGUUAAGACUUUGUAUCUUAAAAUGGAAUAUGUUUUUGGUGUUUUUGAAAAAUUAAAAAAUGAAUUUAAAAAUUUAGAUAUUAUUUUAGUGCCAAACCUUACAAGAACCAUAGCAAAAAUGAUUAACAGUAAAUAUAAAAAUAAUAAACAUAUUUAGAAAAAGAUAAUAUAGUUUAUUCAUUAGAUUGCAGUUGUUCACAUAAAAAAGAUACAUUGGUGAAACUGGUAGAAAAU